This is a messenger RNA of Sesamum indicum (sesame), 1131 nucleotides long. RefSeq names its product transcription factor bHLH19-like. The record is from RefSeq and is a predicted model, not a curated record. Gene Ontology annotation, molecular function: protein dimerization activity. NCBI's taxonomy places the organism in Eukaryota, Viridiplantae, Streptophyta, Magnoliopsida, Lamiales, Pedaliaceae.
GUGUGUGUUUGUUUGAACUUCAAAACAUCUGUGUUGAAUGCGUGCAGGGAAGAGAUUGUUGCCUGAGAUGGAAGGAAAUUGUGAUGACAUGUUUGGUGUUGAGGCUGCUGAUAUUCCUCAUGAGAUUUACACCUCUCGCUCUCGGCCUUACUGUAUGGAUCAGCUCAUGGUUUCUCGACAAACAAUGAUCACAACAGACCCUUCUUCUUCUUCUUCGGCUUCGUCUUCGUCCUCGUACUCUUCUGCUUUUCCCCGACAGGCAAUUUAUUUCGAAAACAAGAACCCGACAUCAUCUGUCCUGCUGAUGCAAGAAUCAGAUUUUAAAACACCUAAUUUUGAGUUUAGUCCUAAUGGGACUGCAAAUUUGUCAUCCACUAUCCUGAGUUUUUCAUCUCCACUACUGAUCAAGGAUGAUUCUGUCGAUAACGUCAACCAAUACGACGAUUUAGCACUCUGGAGAAUUAGCCCGAAGAGGGAUCAGCGCAGCGGCGUGCCGGUCCGGAAUCCAUUGCAGGCCCGGGAGCAUCUCGCGGCUGAGAGGAAACGCCGGGAGAAGAUAGGGCAACUUUUCGUCGCUCUUUCCAAGCUUGUGCCGGGUAUUAAGAAGUUGGACAAGGCUUCUAUACUUGAAGAUGCUAUUGACUACAUAAAAAUCCUCGAAGAACAGAUUCGAGUUCUUGAGGUAGAACAGGUGGAGAAACGGUCAGAGGAUAUCGAUAAUUCUACCUCUAAAGAGAGCUCCAACAUUAUUGAUGACAGCACGAACGAGCUCUCAGCUGCUUCACCAAUCAAGGUCAGAAUUUCAGACAACAAUGUGCUCAUAAAUAUAUUGUGCAAGAAACAAAAGGGAUUCAUGUCAAGAAUUCACAUGGAAAUGGAGAAGAUGAAUCUAUGUGCGGUAGACGUAAGGGUGAUGCCAUUUGGGAGGGAUGCACUAGACAUCACCAUUCUCGCCCAGAUGCAAAGCGAAUUAUGUGUUACAGUAAAGGACAUUGUUGAUCAACUGGACAUGGCUUUCUUGAAUCCACCUCACAUGCAAUAGUAACUUUUGUUAGUCCCUGGACACAUCUUCUGUAAUUAUCAUUAUAACUUUUUGCCAUCUGCGUCGGUCUAUUAUUGGUAUAUGUGUAU